Solea senegalensis (Senegalese sole) is the source of this 4325-nucleotide messenger RNA. RefSeq names its product nuclear receptor ROR-beta-like. Lineage: Eukaryota; Metazoa; Chordata; Actinopteri; Pleuronectiformes; Soleidae. Gene Ontology annotation, molecular function: RNA polymerase II cis-regulatory region sequence-specific DNA binding; zinc ion binding; nuclear receptor activity. The coding region runs from base 475 to 1983 and encodes 502 amino acids. Gene Ontology annotation, cellular component: nucleus. The record is from RefSeq and is a predicted model, not a curated record. The transcript has 10 exons. Gene Ontology annotation, biological process: regulation of transcription by RNA polymerase II.
GAUGUGAGAGGAGCUGUCGACGGUGAGAUCAUGUGAGAGUCCACGCUUGGAGAAAGUAGGUUAGCAGGGUAGACUGAGAGGAAAGCAGGCGGAGAAUCACAACGUCCACCGUGGGACUAUUCUGUCAAACAAACAAAAAAAAGAAAAAGUUCAACCAAAUCGACUCUUCGCCGAUCGAGACACUGACGAUGCGAGCCAACGCGGGUUUCUACGUUCUUCUAUUUUGCUCGGACUUGACCGAGCGAUAAAGCAGAGCAGUUUUCCUUCUUUCUUUUUUCCUUUUGGCUCGCGCUUUAGGGGAGGUGUGUGUGUGUGUCUGCAGUCGGGACCAAGUUCAUGUUGACAGAUCCAGCGUGAGUGUGUGUGUGUGUGUGUGCGCGCGCUUCCCUCAGUCUCCGCGCUGUCACACACAGUCACAGCCACAUGUAGUCGAGUCCUCAUCGUCCCCAACCAUCCAAGAAGACAACACCAAACAUGAGAGCUCAGAUCGAGGUCAUCCCCUGUAAGAUCUGUGGGGACAAGUCCUCAGGAAUCCACUAUGGCGUCAUCACCUGUGAAGGUUGCAAGGGUUUCUUUCGCCGCAGCCAGCAGAAUAACGCCAUAUACUCUUGCUCCCGCCAGAGGAACUGCCUAAUCGACCGAACUAACCGCAACCGCUGCCAACACUGUCGUCUACAGAAGUGUCUGGCUUUGGGCAUGAGCAGAGAUGCUGUAAAGUUUGGUCGUAUGUCCAAGAAGCAGCGUGACAGCCUCUAUGCUGAAGUGCAGAAGCACCAGAAGUCCCAGGAGUGUGUGGGCUCGGGAGGAGAGGGCUCUACAGCUCUGUCCUUACCCAGGGAGGAUGGAGGCUGUGCCGGUCGUGGGGAGGAUGGUGAGGAGGGUCUGAGCAGGUCCUACAGCAGCGGGCGCUCCAGCUCGGCCCUCAGUGACCUCGAUGACAUUGCUGCACUACCUGACCUAUUUGACCUGCCACUGACCCCCGAGGAGGCCAGCGAGUACUGCAGCCUGGAGCUGCUCGGCGGAGGAGCCAGCGCUGGAAACACCUCCAACUCAUCGUCCUCUUCUACCUCCUCGUCCUUGUCCAAUCAGAAUUCCCCGCAGCAGACUCUAAUGGAUGGGACGGACAGCAAAGGGAUACAGCUCUUGCAUACACACUCUCACACACACUCUCUGCUGGGACACACACAUGUGCUGCUGGACCAUCUGCCUGAUGACUGCUCAAUAACAGACCUUGAGCGCAUCACUCAGAGUAUUGUGAAGUCUCACCUGGAGACGUGUCAGCACAGUGCCGAAGACAUGAAGAGAUUCACCUGGGUACAAUACACACCUGAGGAAACCCGUGCUUUUCAGAACAAGUCAGCUGAGUGGAUGUGGCAGGACUGUGCCCACCACAUCACUAACGCCAUCCAGUAUGUGGUGGAGUUUGCCAAACGCAUUGCAGGCUUCAUGGACCUGUGCCAGAAUGAUCAGAUUAUAUUGCUGAAAGCAGGCUGCCUGGAAGUCCUGCUGAUUCGUAUGUGCCGAGCGUUCAACGUCAACAACAGCACCAUUUUCUUCAACGGGAAGUUCGCUGCACCUCAGCUCUUCAAAGCGCUCGGUUGUGAUGACCUGGUCAGCGCAGUGUUUGACCUUGGAAAAGGACUCUGCCAUCUACAGCUGUCUGAUGAAGAGAUGGCUUUGUUUAGCGCUGCUGUACUUCUAUCACCUGAACGACACUGGCUGACAGAAGGACAAAAGGUUCAGAAACUUCAGGAGAAAGUCUACCUGGCUCUGCAGCAUAGUCUACAAAAGAGUGGCGCUUCUGACGAGAAACUGGACAAGAUGAUGUCCAAGCUGCCAAUGAUGAGGUCAAUCUGUAACCUCCACGUCGACAAACUGGAGUUUUUCCGUUUGGUCCACCCAGAGACCGCCUACAGUUUCCCGCCACUGUACCGGGAAGUUUUUGGCAGUGACAUGUCUCUGCCCGACUCCACCAACAGUUAGACAGAUAAACAAGACAAGAGAGAUGGAGUUUAUUAAGAGGUAGGGAAGCAAAAGGAGAGACAAAAAGAAGGAUAGAGAUGUUCAAGCUCAACAACCAGCACAGUUAAGAGACAAUCCAGGACUUGUAACACUCCAAUGAUCCCAAAGUAGUCCUCCACGUUCCCAGCAGGCAAAGCACCUUACACUGCACAUGCUCAUAGUCCUCGCCAUAUUGUAGCAUUAACAGCGCGCGGAUGGGCACUGUAAUAAUAACACACAGCCCACUUUGCAUGUAACAGCUCCCAAGCUCUUGCACUUGUUAAAGAUCGGAUCCACUGUGGAUCACCCAAACAGUUAUGAAUGUACUUUAUUGAUAAGCACCAAUGCACAAGCCACAACGCAACAAGAGUGAAUGUAUGUCCCUGCCACUCACGCAGACACGCAGUGUUAGAACAAAGUCAUAUUCAUGGACAGGUCUCACUGUUAACACAGCUUUCAGUCCAUACUUCACUCACUUUACAAUAUGUGAGUAUGGUUCACAUUUGUAUCCACACACAAUAUCUGACCAUCACUUAGGGACCAAGACCAUGAGUCAUAACAAGAAACACGCGGACAUACUAUGACUCAUGGCUUAGGCUGAACUCCAUCAGCUGCAAACCACUUUCACACACAGAUAGACGGUGUUCGGUGCUGCCUUUUUGUAGGCUCUUGUAUCGCAAUGAGAAACCUCAGUCCCACACACCCCUUUCCUUGUAAAUGCCACUUAGAGACAAGACAAGAUUAAAAUUUAUCUUUAAUUUAUAUACACAUUUAUAAACAACUAUUUUAAAUAAGAAUGUAAAUAGACGAUUAUAUAAGUAUAUGGAGGUAGGACGUGAGUUCAGUUCAAUCAAGAGAGUGAAAGGUAGAGAGAGAAGAGUGGAUAGUAUGAUGUAGAGGAGGAGAAAAAGACAGGGGUGGAAGGAUAGCCAACUAUAGCCAAUCUUUUUCUUGACUAUUUUCCCUCUCAUGACAAAUACUCUCAGGUUUCUGUGGCAAUGACUCUUGCCCCAACGGCAAUUAGGUUGCAGUCGUCACACGAGUGAUGAUGGGUGGACACUUGUUGCAUAUGCGACACAGCAGGGGAUGCAGGGUUGCCCGGACAAGGGCAAAAAACAAAAAACAUUGCGGAUGUCUUGCAUUUAAAGUGAGAGCUUUCAGUUUGCACUUUGGCUGCUUCCCCUGGACAAACGGGACACUAAGGAAAGACGAAAACAGUGCGAAAGAUGACUUCAUGAACUCUAGAAUAAAAGGGGACACACCGAGUCUGCCCUUUCUAACCAGCAGUCAGAAGAACAGGUGUGAUACCAUUAUCUUUCACUCAUGAUGUUGGUUGGUUUAAAGCCGGAACAACAAUGGUCCAUUAUAUGUAUCAUAAGCCCACCUUGCUGGUUGGAGCAACUGUAUUAUUUUGUACAUUUGCUGUUCCUUUCUCCUUUAGUCCAAAACCCAGCACUUGACUGAAUACCAUGCACUUAAACUUUCCUCUUUCUCACUGGACACGAGUCUAAGGUCAGACAGAGCUACCAGCUGCCCCCUGAGUUGGGCCUCAAUGCCAGUAAGACUCAACAGUUUUCAGUCUGUUUUUAUUAUUUUUGUUUUCGUUUUGAUUCCUCAUCUCUCACAAGGUGUCACCCAAAACAGUUUUGUUUUUUUUAAUCAUGUACAUAAAUAACACACUUUUUGUUAUGCUUUGAGAUAAUGAUAUGGUUUGACUUGGGUAACUGUGAAGUUCUUGAGCAGAGUCUGAGGACAUGCUGUUUGCCACUCAGGGAGCCAGCUGUAAUCUCUUGACCCUUUUAUUACCAGUGUCAUCUUUUAACCUUGUACUCCUCACACCUUUGCACCUAAGAUGAGACCCGUAACCAUGAUCACUGUGGAUGUAAGUUCUAUUUUUGUGAAUGUUACAAAGUGUCAAAGCCCUUUCCGUUUGUCCCGAUAUUGUAACAUUACAUUUAAGAAACAAAAAAAAUUAAAAUGAAUCAGUUAGAGUUCAAAAAGGAUUUCAUUAUUGGGGCUAAUGUUUAUUUUGCUGUGAUUUUAAUUGAUUUGUCCGCCGUUUAUCCACCUCUUUCUUUAUGUUUCUCCACCUAUGUCUUGUAAAAUCUGUGAUCUAUUUUCUUUUAUUCAAGAAAGAUUGGGAAAUGUACAAACAAAAAAUGUUUGUCUUCCUUCUCUCUGUUUGACAAAAUGUGCAAGAGGUAUAUUACUAGUCCAAAAGUAACUUGAGUCACACAGCUCGAUAUACUAUAUUGUCCAAUGGGAUACCUUGUAUGGUAUGUGUGGUUUUAAGAAUGUAAUAAAUUGUUUCUUUUUCUUUGGAA